AAGUCUUAUGGAGCAAUUAGGGAAAGAUCCAAACGAAUUGCAGUACCUCGGCAAAAGUCCUAUUCAUAAAAAGGUUGUCGAACUGCGACUGGCGAAGCCUUCGCCCAGUAAAAUAUCCUCAGGGUCCGAAAUCGACAACGGGUCUGUGUGCUCUGAUACAAGUUUCGGGUCUGAGGUCUGGUCAUAUCAGAGACAUCCGAAUGUGUAUGUCCGACGAAAGAGAAGUUUUACUUCCAUGGACUCGACGGAAGAUAACGGAAAACAAGGAUUGACGAAAUGCAACUCAGUCAAGACGUGUAAAAGUGAAAUAGAAGAAGACGUCGAAGACGAAGAUGAUGACGUUUUUGGAGGGGUAUAUUGUGGACCAUCAGACAAUCGAAAUUCUAUCAAACUCAAAACUAUUCGUUUAGAAAAUGGACGAGCCAAGUCCAUAACGGAAGUCGUUCCAUUAGUGCACGACUUUUCCAAUAAGACAUAUAAGACGACGGAUAACGAGGCUCGCUUACCAAUUACUGGUAACAUAACGAUCGGUUCUGAGAAUGGCACAGAACGUGGUCGGAAGACAGCGUUGCUGUCAUAAAAUUCAGGAAAAGCAUCGACAACUUGACCAGUAAUGAUUGUGAUCCAAGACCCGCUGGGCUAUUAGGAAACAGGCGAAAGAUUCGGCACAUCUCCUUUCUUUUCCCUGACAACAACGUUGAUGUGGUGCAACGGUCUCAUAGCGCUAUUGAACCCAUGAGUGUGGACCCAUCUAUCUCUUUUUUGUCCUCUGAAAAUAGAGGCGCACCAUUCGCAUCAAAAGAGGCGAACAUUUCAUGCGACAUAAUCGAACACAUAUAGAUUUAAAAGAUACAAUUAUCAACAUAUUUAUAUUAAUUCAAAAGUGUAUGUUUAUGUUUUUAAUAUGAGAAACAUCUACAUGGGUGCUUAUUGUUGUAACUUAA
This is a messenger RNA of Dreissena polymorpha, 944 nucleotides long. RefSeq lists its product as uncharacterized. Lineage: Eukaryota; Metazoa; Mollusca; Bivalvia; Myida; Dreissenidae. The record is from RefSeq and is a predicted model, not a curated record. The transcript has 6 exons. The coding region runs from base 8 to 580 and encodes 190 amino acids.